AUGGCGACGGCUAAUGCUUCAAUUACGGACUCACCACGGAAGUCGCUUAUCCUCAAUGCGUUCGUUGAGAUGUGCAGCGGCCACCAGUCUCCCGGGCUGUGGCGACACCCAGAAGACGAAUCGUACCGGUUCAACGACGUAGACCACUGGAUCGAGCUGGCACAGUUGUUGGAAUCCGCCAAGUUCCAUGGCAUCUUCAUCGCCGACGUCCUAGGUGGCUACGACGUGUACAAAGGGCCUCGAAACCUUGCUCCGGCGAUUGUUUCCGGAGCGCAAUGGCCCGUCAAUGAGCCGCUAGCUGUGGUUUCGGCGAUGGCAGCUGCGACAAAGAAUAUCGGCUUUGGCGUGACGGUCACGACGACCUAUGAGCAGCCAUAUCAUUUGGCUCGUCGGCUAUCGACGGUGGAUCAUUUGUCCAAGGGACGGUAUCAUGACGACCGAUAUGCCAUUGCCGAGGAAUAUGUGAGAGUAACCUACAAACUGUGGGAGUCGUCCUGGCGAGACGAUGCUGUUGUCCUCGAUCGUGAGCGCGGAAUCUACACCGAUCCCAGCCGUGUGCGGGAAAUCAACCACGAGGGCAAAUACUUCAACGUCCCCGGUCCACAUCUGUGUCAACCGAGCCCCCAGCGAACCCCAGUCAUCCUUCAAGCGGGCACCUCCAAGGCAGGAAAGACGUUUGCCGCACAGCAUGCCGAGGCGAUCUUUGUAGCCGGACACAGUCCAGUAGUGGUUGCCAAGAAUAUUGCAGAGAUCCGGGCGACGGCGCAGGCACGGUUCGGGCGUGAUCCCAAAAGCAUCAAAUUCUUGGCCCUGUUGUGCCCUGUUUUGGGCCGGACGGAGGAGGAGGCUCGCGAAAAAUUCCAGUACUACCGCAGCUUGGGCUCGAUCGAUGGUGCUUUGGCGCUCUUUGGCGGGUGGACGGGAAUCAACCUGGAUACGUACGGUGAUGACGAAGAGCUUCGACAUGUCGAGAGCAAUGCAAUUCGCUCCGCGGUCGAGGGCUGGUCCAAAUCGACACCAGGAGUCGCGAAAUGGACCAAGUCAACUGUGGGUCAGCAUAUCACAGUGGGAGGUCUGGGUGCCACCCCAGUAGGCACGCCAGCCCAAGUAGCGGACGAGAUGGAACGCUGGGUCAGAGAAGCCGAUGUCGACGGAUUUAACCUGGCCUAUGCCAUCAAGCCAGGGUCCUUCAAGGAUAUCAUCGACCUGCUGAUUCCCGAGCUUCGUCGACGCGGAUUGUUCUGGGAGGAUUAUGCUGUCGAGAGGGGAACGUAUCGGGAGAAUCUGUAUGGCAAGCCUGGGCAGACAGGUCCCCCGGCGGAUCAUCCUGCGUCGAGGUACCGGUGGCAUGCAGGGGUAGACGCUGCCGAUCAUAAGAUUCCCGAAAACUAG
Messenger RNA from Aspergillus fumigatus Af293, 1392 nucleotides. RefSeq names its product putative xenobiotic compound monooxygenase, DszA family. Lineage: Eukaryota; Fungi; Ascomycota; Eurotiomycetes; Eurotiales; Aspergillaceae. Gene Ontology annotation, molecular function: oxidoreductase activity, acting on paired donors, with incorporation or reduction of molecular oxygen; monooxygenase activity. The record is from RefSeq and is a predicted model, not a curated record. The coding region runs from base 1 to 1392 and encodes 463 amino acids. The transcript has 5 exons.